Messenger RNA from Olea europaea var. sylvestris, 3194 nucleotides. RefSeq lists its product as uncharacterized. The coding region runs from base 127 to 3015 and encodes 962 amino acids. The record is from RefSeq and is a predicted model, not a curated record. The transcript has 10 exons. NCBI's taxonomy places the organism in Eukaryota, Viridiplantae, Streptophyta, Magnoliopsida, Lamiales, Oleaceae. Gene Ontology annotation, molecular function: protein binding.
AAUUCAUAAUCGGGUUCCUGUUUUUCCCGGAGCUCUCUAGGGCUUCGAUAAUUCGAAAGAUUCUUAGAUUGUCGUACACUAGACCUAUCUUUUCCUAUCUAUAUCUGAAAAUCAAAUCAAUAAUCGAUGGGGAGGAGGAAGGAGCGUAGACUCGCGGCCAUGAGUGCCGCUGGUCGUAGAGUUAAACUGGAUCUGUUCGCGGAACCCUCUGGAGAUUCGGGUGCCUCCUCUGCCGAGGAUAAAGUUGGAGAGAAUGGUGACUCUGAAAAUCAUGCUGGGUUACCCAAUUCACCAUCAUCUUCAGGACAACAGCCAGGUAAUCCUCUACUGCUUCUUGAGCAGUAUAGUGAUGAAGAAUUGGAUGAGGAAUCAAAUGAAGGACGAAAUCGAGCAGUUUCUGAGGACCCAUCUGUUGACACUGAUGGCCAGACAAAAAUUGCUGAUGGGAAAGAAAUUGGAGAUACUGGAAACAAAGAUGGGAAUGAGCCUUCUGUUCUUGUGAUAGAUAAUGAUUCUACUCAGAAUCCUUUGCAGAAACUCAGGAAAGGGAGUGAGAUAAUAAGUGAUUCUAGUGAUUUGGACAGAGGAACAAAUCCAGCCGAAGAAGUCACAUAUCCUGGAGUGUCUGAUGUGCAAGUUGUUGGAGAUGUGAGUACAGGCUGGAAGGUCGUGUUGCAUGAAGAGAGUAAUCAAUAUUAUUACUGGAACAUUACAACCGGUGAAACUUCAUGGGAAGUACCUGAUGAUUUGGCCCAGAUAACUGAUAUGAGUUGUUUAGAGAAAGCUACUGCUGAUGCUGUAGAAAAAUGCAUUGGUUUAGAGGGCACAUCCGGAUCAAGUAUACCUUUGGACAUGGAACAUGGCGAUUCCACCACCGGGCAACUUAAUUGUGGCUCUGACGCCAAUUGCAAAACAGGUUAUGUUAGUGAGCAAGUGGCAAAAAUGCAUGGAUAUGACGAAGGAUGUAAUGGUGAUUCUGUAGAUGAAGAAAAAGGAAACCAAGAUGCUGAUCAAAAUAAUGAAACUUCAUUGCUUGCCAAUAAUCUUUUGGGCAAUGAGAUCGCCUCAAGUACCAAAAUAAAUCAUGGAAUGCCUUCUGAGGAAUGUGAAACUGGAGCCAACCUUUCUUCUCAGCUGGUGAAGCACUGUGAAAGAUUGUUGGAGCGAUUGAACUCUGCGAAAGGUGUAAGCUGCCAUCUACAAGCGCGUGAUCUUAUAUCAAAAUAUGUAUUGGAAGUUGAGAUUAGGCUUUCUGAUAUCAAGGCAUUAACAAAUCAUGGUACAUCACUCCUGCCCUUUUGGUUUCACUCUAAAGGUCAGCUAGAGCAACUUGAAGCUGCUAUAGAUGAUGUUGCUACGCUAUAUAAUUCUUCCCUGACAAAUGAAGUUGAGGGCACAAAUCAAUCGUUUGAAGGCAUUGGUGAUGCAGUUGUUUCUAGUGAAAAGAAGCCAUUAUUUCCUGUCAUAGUUCCUCAAGAUUCUGAAUAUGCUGCCCACGACUCAUAUUAUAAAUCUUAUGGUGAUGGUGCCUUUACCGCUGGAAGUGUUGCCUCAAGUGGGCAUCUUACUGCACAUUCAGGUAAUAAUUCUGGAGGAAAAAGUGAAAUCAAUGGAUUUGCACUUCAUAGUGAAUUAACUCCCAAAACUGUCCUCCAUUCUGGGGAGGAAGUAGACAUGGAUGUGGACAUGGAAGUUGAAGAUACAGUUGCUUCAGCAAAUCCAUCUAUACAAGAUGCAUUAGGUGCGGAAUCUCUCCUCCCAUCAGAGCAAGCAAAUUUGCAUAAUCUACUGGCUGACCAGGAACAUUCAGUGCCAGGGCAAAUAUUUAGCGUUCCACCUCCUCCACCUGAAGAUGAUUGGAUUCCUCCCCCGCCACCUGAUGAUGAACCUUUUCCUCCCCCACCACCAGACGUCGAGCCUCCUCCCCUGCCACCUGAUGAGCCACCUGAAACCUCAGUCCCCCCACCAUCUCACUUAGAGUUAGGACAACCUUUUACAUACACUGGACAGUACAAUCUAUCAUAUCCUGGCAGUAGUCUCGACUACUAUGGGCAAACAAACACAGAACUUGCUGGUGCUAGUCUCUAUACAAAUCCCGAGGGAAGUCAGGUGGCUGUCUCCCAUCUACCACAGUAUUAUGACAGUGUCUCGAAUGUAUAUGGUGCUGCUCCCUUAGUAGUCAACCCUGUUGAGCCUGCUUCGUAUUACAGCCUUCAAAAUGGAACUGUACAUCCUGCUUUGUUGGUUAGUGGCACAGCUGUGGAGUCUUCUGGGACUCAUAGUGAAACUAUUCUCGAAAGCCUCGGCUCUGAAACAGCUGGAUCCUCCAAUGCCCAUGCAGAAACGGGUUCCAGUUUGUUAUCACAGACAAAAGCUGAUGUUCUUGAUGCUGACCAGGUAACCGUCAAGGUGCCAGUGGCUCCUGAUUCUGAACACACUAUUGAAGCUCCACCAACUGCUUCAAAUACAAAAAGUGUCUCUGUCUCAUCAACCUCUUCAGUUACUGCUGCUACUAUUGCUGGAGCAACAUCUUCUAAGGUACAAUCUAAAGUUUCACGUACUAAAAAAAAGACUGCUGCUGUGGUAUCCACGUUGAGAUCUAAUAAAAAGGUUUCCAGCUUGGUCGACAAGUGGAAUGCUGCAAAAGAAGAGUUGCAUGAAGAGGAAGAAGAACCUGAAAAUGCCGAUGAAAUGUUAGAGAAGAAACGACGGCGUGAAAUAGAGGAAUGGCGAGCACAGCAGAUUGCCAGUGGAGAGGCUAAAGAUAAUGCUAAUUUUCAGCCACUGGGGGGUGAUUGGCGAGAACGAGUGAAACGCAGGAGAUCCCAAAAGAUGAAUGAGACUGAAAAGAGUGAAUCAGAUGUUGCAACGGAAGGGAAUCAGCAACCUGAUUUAGCUUCACUUUCAGGAGGUCUUCCAGCUGGAUGGCAGGUUUACUGGGAUGACUCUUCGAAGCAGGUCUAUUAUGGAAACACAUUGACGUCGGAAACAACCUGGAUUAGGCCAGCAGAUUAGGCUGGACCUCUGUCCAAAUCAAUUUCUAGUUUUGCUAUAAUGUAAUUGAUUUUAGCUUCCAAUAUAUUGAAGUUUCUAAUCAUUCAUCUCUGUCCUGGUAGUCUUCUAGUAAAAUAUCAUGUUUGCAAAGUGAAUUUUUUUUAUAAUUACUUUUGGUCAAAAAUACUUUUUAUCCCCAA